Dermacentor silvarum is the source of this 1006-nucleotide messenger RNA. RefSeq lists its product as uncharacterized. The transcript has 3 exons. NCBI's taxonomy places the organism in Eukaryota, Metazoa, Arthropoda, Arachnida, Ixodida, Ixodidae. The record is from RefSeq and is a predicted model, not a curated record. The coding region runs from base 196 to 927 and encodes 243 amino acids.
CGUCGUACCUGCGGCACUAUGUAGCAAUAAAGUGCUUGCUACUGUUCUACGUUUGUCUCCGGGCUUUGGACGUAACAUCUGGCGACGAGUUGCUUCGAACCUGCAGCGGCGCUGGCAUAACGGAAGAAAGGUUCUACCCUGUUUGAAGUUCCUGGGGCUGUCGUUGCCACAUUGCGAGCUACCGGAACAGCAGGGAUGGCAGAUCCAGUGACGCAAGUGGUGGGAAGAAUUGGCCACAUGGAGCCUUUUGACGACUCCGCAAGCGACUGGACUUCAUACGACGAGCGGUUGACAUCGUUUCUCCACUUCAACAAAGUGCCGGAGGCAGACAAGGUUCACGCGUUCCUGAGCCUAAUAGGGGCGAAGACGUACGCCCUUCUCAAGUCACUUACCGCCCCUGACCUUCCAUCAAGCAAGUCUUACGAUACCCUCAGGAAAUUGCUUGGCGACCAUCUGGCACCGAAGCCUUCAGUAAUUGGGAGGACCGCCACUUCUGGGCCGAGAGUGGUUACAGCACGUGCGGCUCGACUGGAACGCUGUAUUUUCCUGCAACAAGCUCUGCUCGGCACGGGAGCCGACGAACACGGAAGCAAAAGUAGAGGGGACCACCUAGAUGGCUUCCGGGUACUGUGGUACGGCAGAAAGGACCCGUUUCGUAUGCCGUCAAGGUACGCACGCCAAGGGGCCUGGCCGUGUGGCAUCGUCACCAAGAUCAGCUUCUCCUGGGUUCAGCUGACGUCUCCAAGGGUGAGGAGAACAAGGACACCUUCUGGGAGUUCUCGGACGCCACUGCGGAGACACCUACGGCAGCGCCCGCAGCCUCGGAGGCAGCACCACCAGUACGAAGAUAUCCCGUACGCAAUCGACGAGCGCCAGAUCGCUACACGCCAUCUUAAUUUUGGUGUAACGGUAGCUCCCCACAAUUAAGCGGGAGGAAAUGUCAUGUAUGCGAUAGCGCCAUGUGUUCUUGAUAAGAGCGGCCAGCUAAGCUGCCCAGUAAUCAUGU